Molecule: messenger RNA, 1560 nt
Organism: Myotis davidii
Lineage: Eukaryota; Metazoa; Chordata; Mammalia; Chiroptera; Vespertilionidae
Gene: SLC67A2
Product: major facilitator superfamily domain containing 9
Exons: 6
Coding region: 58-1299 (413 amino acids)
Biological process (GO): transmembrane transport
Molecular function (GO): transmembrane transporter activity
Source: RefSeq, a predicted model, not a curated record
CCCUUCUUCCUGCGCUGCCUCUACCUGGUGGGCUUCCUGGAUUUGUUUGGUGUCAGCAUGGUGGUGCCUUUGUUGAGCCUUCACGUCAAGUCUCUUGGAGCAAGUCCCACCGUUGCUGGAAUAGCAGGCUCGUCCUACGGCAUCUUGCAGCUCUUUUCUAGCACACUGGUGGGCUGCUGGAGUGAUGUGAUUGGAAGACGGCUUUCCUUGCUGGUGUGCAUUCUCUGCAGUGCCCUGGGUUAUCUUAUUCUUGGAGCCUCUACCAACAUGUUCCUGUUCGUCCUUGCUAGAGUCUCUGUGGGUAUUUUUAAACAUACACUCUCCAUUUCAAGGGCUAUGCUUUCUGAUCUGGUUCCAGAGAAGGAGCGACCAUUAGUCAUUGGACAAUUAAAUACAGCGUCUAGUGUGGGCUUCAUCUUGGGCCCCAUGGUCGGUGGCUAUCUUAGUGAACUGGACGGUGGAUUUUGUCUAACAUGCUUCAUCUGUUUUUCUGUCUUCAUUCUCAAUGCUGGUCUCGUUUGGCUGUUUCCAUGGAGUGAAGUGAGUGUCCAUAGUACCGAGAGCAGCCUGCGAUUGGGUGAGAACCAUGUGCCUUUGGGCAAGACAGACUGUGCCGUGCAGGAGGCGAGCCUGGGGCCUGGGAGCGUGAAGGGCCAGCAGGCCCGUGGGCCCUGGGCGGAGUGCGUGGCCGCGCUGCGGGGCCUGAAGAGCCUGGUGUUCUCGGAGAUGUGGGACGUGUUCCUGGUGCGCUUGCUCAUGGCCGUGGCGGUCAUGCUGUACUAUAGCAAUUUUGUCUUGGCCCUCGAGGAGCGCUUCGGGGUGCGACCCAAGGUGACGGGCUACCUCAUCAGCUACAGCAGCGCCGUGGGGGUCCUGGCCGGCCUGGUCCUGGGGCCCGUCCUGCGGCUGUACAGGCACAACUCCCCCAGGCUGCUGCUGCACUCCAGCGCACUCACCUUCCUGCUGCUGCUGCUCUACUCCACGGCCCCCACCCUGGGCGCCGCCGUCGUCCCCUCCGUGCUGCUGUCCUUCUCCACGGCCCUCGGCAGGACGUGCAUCACAGACCUCCAGCUAGCUGCCGGCGGGGCCCAGGCCAGGGGUACCCUCAUAGGUGUGGGGCAGUCAGUGACGGCCGUGGGCCGGGUCAUGGCCCCCCUCCUCUCCGGAGUUGCCCAGGAGUUCAGCCCUUGUGGCCCCCCCAGUCUGGGGGCAGCAUUAGCGUUGGUGGCUGUUUUCAUAAUGUUGCUGAACAAACCUCGCUAUGGUGGUGACUGGAGCGGCAGAUUAAAACGUGAAUAGAAUGGAUUUGGACAAUGCAAGCAGAAUCCGAGGGUGUGAGUGGGGAGAGGCCAGGUGAGAGGGUGCGUUGGGAAGGGUGAGUGUCUAAGUGGGACGCUUCCAUGCGGCUCCUCCAGGCGAGCCUCCAGCUCCGCGCCUAGGCCCGUGGGACGAUCAGAGCCCAUCAAGGGGAAGGAAAGCAGUGAUGGGAGAGGAACUUGUGCAAGGGCAGAGGCCCACGGGUUUCCCUCCUCAAUAAAAGCAGACUGCGGUCAGCCGGGA